UGUGUCCAUGAGGGGGCGCUCCUCUCCUGUCUCUCAGGACAACUGAGAGAACACGAGAAAGGUUCCGCUUUGGUUGGGACCAUGACAACGCGCCCCCUGCUGUCCGGGUCCUGGCAUUCGAACAAGUGAAAGCAGAGCGAGCGACUCCCGAAAGAAUGAAUCGAGGCACUCUGGAGCGUCGCCACUGACGUCGGUCCUUUUUCCGCGGCGUCUUGCUCCUCCUCGACAGCCGGAAGCGGCGGAAGCACGCGGCCUGCGGCUCCUGUGAUCUCGGCCGACCUGAGGGCGAGUAUCCGGGUCCGGCUCGGCAGGUGAACGGAGCGCAGCGUCAUGGCGCUGAUUCCGCCGCAGGUUCUGCGCGUCGCCAUCCUGCUCUCCUACUUCUCCAUCCUGUGCCACUACAAAGCCCUGGACAUGCCCGCGCACCAGACCUACGGAGGCAGCUGGAAGUUCCUGACGUUCAUCGACCUGGUGAUCCAGGCAGUCUUCUUCGGCCUGUGUGUCCUCAUCGACGUGUCCAGUCUGCUGACUAAAGGAGACAACAGGGAGCAGGAGCGGCAGCUGCAGAAGCUGGUGAGCCUGAGGGACUGGAUGAUGGCGGUGCUGGCCUUCCCCUGCGGAGCGUUUGUGGUCUCCAUGUUCUGGUCUCUGUACCUGUACGACCGGGAGCUGGUGUAUCCUCGAUUGCUGGACAACUUCAUCCCUCAGUGGCUGAACCACGGCAUGCACACCACCGUCCUCCCCUUCAUCAUUAUCGAGAUGAGGACCACUCGCCACCGCUACCCGAGCCGGACCGCGGGUCUCUUGGCCGUCUGCUGCUUUGGCCUGGCGUACAUUGGCUGGACGUGCUGGGUGCAGCAGGUGACCGGUGUUUGGGUCUACCCGGUGCUGGAGCGCAUCACUCCGCUGGCCAGAGUCGUCUUCUUCGGCGCCAUGACGACCGUCAUCUGCCUGCUCUAUGUCCUCGGAGACAUUCUCAACACCUACAUCUGGGACUCACACACAGAAAAGGUCAAAGGUGAAUGAUGCUACGCAGCUAACUCAAGUGACCUCGGCUGUGUGAGCAGCCAGAUUCCACCUGCCUGGAGCAGCCUGCAACCAAAACAAGCUUACGAACAAACAAGAAGCUGAAGUUCAAACCUUGAUGUUUGUCACUAAAGGUGUGGGGAAAAUAGCUGUCCAUUAGUGCGCCCCCUGCUGUCAUGCCAAUAAAAGACAAACGUCCAAGC
This is a messenger RNA of Synchiropus splendidus (mandarinfish), 1229 nucleotides long. RefSeq names its product androgen-induced 1 (H. sapiens) (gene aig1). The transcript has 6 exons. Gene Ontology annotation, cellular component: endomembrane system; membrane. Bases 331 to 1026 code for a protein of 231 amino acids. The record is from RefSeq and is a predicted model, not a curated record. Lineage: Eukaryota; Metazoa; Chordata; Actinopteri; Syngnathiformes; Callionymidae.